CGGCGGCGGCGGCGGCGGAGGCGAGCCGGGGCGGCGGCGCGGCGCAGGGGCCGCCCGCGGCCAGGUGAGGCCGGCCGAGCGCUCGGGGCGCCGCCGGCACUGCGGGGCCGCCGGGCCGCGGGGCGAGGCGAAGGCGGCGGCGGCGGCGGCCUCGGAGGAAGAGAGAGAGGGUCGCCGCCUGGGCUGCUCGGGCAGCGCCGUCGCUGUAUUUCCUGUUUGGAUCGUCUCUAGCUUCUCCGCAGCUGCUGCCUCCGGUCCCCGCACACUCCCACUCGCCCCCGCUCCCCCGGCGCCUCCGCGGAAGCCGCCCUCCGCCCGGGCUCGCUCCUCCCGCCCGGGGACGCCCCUGGCCGCCCCUCGCGGGCCGCGCGGGCCAGCCCCGCCGAGACCAUGAGGAAAUUCAACAUCAGGAAGGUGCUGGACGGCCUGACCGCCGGCUCGUCCUCGGCCUCGCAGCAGCCGCCGCCGCAGCAGCACACGCCGGGGAGCCGGGAGCCCGAGAUCCAGGAGACGCUCCAGUCCGAGCACUUCCAGCUCUGCAAGACUGUUCGCCAUGGAUUUCCCUAUCAACCCUCAGCCCUGGCCUUCGAUCCUGUACAGAAGAUCCUAGCAGUGGGAACUCAGACUGGUGCUUUAAGGCUCUUUGGUCGUCCAGGAGUAGAAUGUUAUUGCCAGCAUGACAGUGGAUCUGCAGUCAUCCAGCUCCAGUUCCUGAUUAAUGAGGGAGCUCUUGUGAGUGCCUUGGCUGAUGAUACGUUGCAUUUAUGGAAUUUACGCCAAAAGAGACCUGCCAUACUACAUUCACUUAAAUUUUGUAGAGAAAGGAUUACAUUUUGCCAUUUGCCUUUCCAGAGUAAAUGGCUCUAUGUGGGCACUGAACGAGGUAACAUACAUAUUGUCAACGUGGAGUCCUUCACCCUCUCAGGCUACGUCAUUAUGUGGAAUAAAGCCAUUGAACUGUCAUCUAAGUCUCAUCCAGGACCUAUUGUACAUAUAAGUGAUAAUCCAAUGGAUGAAGGAAAGCUUUUGAUUGGCUUUGAAUCUGGAACAGUAGUUUUAUGGGACCUCAAAUCAAAAAAAGGCGACUACAGAUACACAUAUGAUGAGGCUAUCCACUCAGUGGCUUGGCAUCAUGAAGGAAAACAAUUUAUUUGUAGUCAUUCUGAUGGCACCUUGACUAUAUGGAAUGUGAGGUCUCCUGCUAAACCUGUACAGACAAUCACUCCACACGGAAAACAGUUAAAGGAUGGGAAGAAGCCAGAACCAUGCAAACCUAUCCUCAAGGUGGAAUUCAAAACGUCUAGAUCUGGAAGUUGUAGGCAAGGCCAGGUUUUCAACAAGAAGCAACUCUGGAUGGGUUCAAAUUUUCAAGCAGGUACUCCAUUGAACUCCUGGGAGUUCUGCACUACAUACAGAUCAUUAGAAGAGGAGCCUUUUAUUAUUUUAUCAGGAGGUUUGUCAUAUGAUACUGUAGGAAGAAGACCUUGCUUAACAGUUAUGCAUGGGAAAAGUACUGCAGUGCUAGAAAUGGACUAUUCCAUUGUUGAUUUCCUAACACUGUGUGAAACACCAUACACAAAUGAUUUUCAGGAACCAUAUGCCGUUGUUGUUCUUCUAGAAAAGGACUUAGUACUUAUAGACCUUGCACAAAAUGGAUAUCCUAUAUUUGAAAAUCCCUACCCUUUGAGUAUACAUGAAUCCCCUGUUACAUGUUGUGAAUAUUUUGCUGAUUGUCCUGUGGACCUUAUUCCUGCACUUUAUUCUGUUGGAGCUAGACAGAAACGUCAAGGUUACAGCAAAAAGGAGUGGCCUAUUAAUGGAGGUAAUUGGGGUUUGGGUGCUCAAAGUUACCCAGAAAUAAUUAUUACAGGGCAUGCUGAUGGGUCUGUUAAGUUCUGGGAUGCUUCUGCAAUAACUCUACAAGUAUUAUAUAAACUAAAGACAGCUAAAGUAUUUGAAAAGUCAAGAAAUAAAGAUGACAAGCCAAACACAGACAUUGUAGAUGAAGAUCCGUAUGCCAUUCAAAUCAUCUCCUGGUGUCCCGAAAGUAGAAUGCUAUGCAUAGCCGGAGUUUCAGCUCAUGUCAUUAUUUAUAGAUUCAGCAAACAAGAAGUUAUUAUAGAAGUCAUUCCGAUGCUUGAAGUUCGAUUGUUAUAUGAGAUAAAUGAUGUGGAAUCCCCGGAGGCUGAACAGGCGCCACCUCUGUCAACACCAGUGGGAGCUACCAGUCCUCAGCCCAUCCCGCCUCAGUCUCAUCCUUCCACCAGUAGCAGUUCCUCUGAUGGCCUUCGAGACAAUGUCCCUUGUUUAAAAGUUAAAAAUACACCACUUAAGCAGUCUCCAGGUUAUCAAACAGAACUAGUUAUUCAGUUGGUGUGGGUGGGUGGAGAACCACCACAACAAAUAACCAGCCUGGCAGUCAAUUCUUCCUAUGGAUUGGUUGUUUUUGGCAAUUGUAAUGGCAUUGCGAUCGUUGACUACCUUCAGAAGGCAGUACUCCUCAAUCUGGGCACUAUUGAAUUAUAUGGCUCCAACGAUCCUUACAGGAGAGAACCCCGGUCUCCUCGUAAAUCUCGACAACCUUCAGGAGCAGGUCUGUGUGAUAUUAAUGAAGGGACUGUAGUCCCAGAGGAUCGCUGCAAAUCUCCAACGUCUGGUUCUUCAUCACCACUCAAUUCAGAUGAUGAACAAAAAAUGAAUAAUUUUAUAGAAAAGGUGAAGACCAAAAGCAGAAAGUUUUCCAAGAUGGUAGCCAGUGAUAUAGCAAAGAUGUCAAGGAAGUUAAGCUUGCCUACUGACCUAAAGCCUGACUUAGAUGUGAAAGAUAACUCCUUCAGCCGGUCCCGGAGUUCAAGCGUAACCAGCAUUGAUAAAGAAUCUCGAGAAGCCAUAUCUGCUCUCCAUUUUUGUGAAACUUUUACUCGAAAGGCAGAUUCGUCUCCUUCCCCCUGCUUAUGGGUUGGUACUACACUGGGGACAGUGCUUGUCAUUGCACUGAACCUCCCCCCAGGAGGAGAGCAAAGACUUCUUCAGCCAGUAAUUGUGUCUCCAAGUGGUACUGUAUUGAGGUUAAAGGGAGGGAUCCUGAGAAUGGCAUUCCUGGACACCACAGGCUGCUUAGUGCCACCUGCCUAUGAAUCCUGGAGAGAACACAACGUUCCUGAAGAAAAAGAUGAAAAGGAGAAAUUGAAAAAAAAACGGCCAGUCUCUGUAUCCCCUUCUUCCUCUCAGGAAAUUAAUGAAAACCAGUAUGCAGUGAUUUGUUCUGAAAAGCAAGCAAAAGUAAUCGCACUGCCAACUCAGAACUGUGCUUAUAAGCAAAACAUUACAGAGACCUCGUUUGUUCUUCGGGGAGAUAUUGUGGCAUUGAGUAACAGUAUCUGCCUUGCCUGCUUCUGUGCCAAUGGACAUAUUAUGACUUUUAGUUUGCCAAGUUUAAGGCCUCUAUUGGAUGUGUAUUACUUGCCCCUUACCAAUAUGCGGAUAGCCAGAACGUUCUGCUUCACCAACAAUGGACAAGCAUUAUAUCUUGUUUCACCUACAGAAAUCCAGAGACUCACUUACAGCCAAGAGACCUGUGAAAAUCUUCAAGAAAUGUUGGGUGAACUCUUCACUCCUGUAGAAACACCUGAAGCACCAAACAGGGGAUUCUUUAAAGGCUUAUUUGGAGGUGGUGCACAGUCUCUUGAUAGAGAAGAACUAUUUGGAGAAUCGUCCUCAGGAAAGGCUUCGAGAAGUCUUGCACAACAUAUCCCUGGUCCUGGUGGCAUUGAAGGUGUGAAAGGAGCAGCAUCUGGAGUCGUCGGUGAAUUAGCACGAGCCAGGUUGGCACUGGAUGAAAGAGGGCAGAAACUGGGGGACCUGGAAGAAAGAACCGCAGCUAUGUUGUCCAGCGCGGAUUCAUUCUCUAAACAUGCUCAUGAGAUGAUGUUGAAAUACAAAGAUAAGAAGUGGUACCAGUUCUGACCACCAGAAAUCCAACUAAGUUCAACUUCAGCCAAAAGGAAAAAGAAUUUUCCUUUUUCAUUUCAUUGAUUUCACUUUAGGAAAGUUAACAUUAAAGGAUGUUCAUCACUGGAUACUGUUCUUUCCUAGCACAAUUAUGCACUGUUUUACCUCAGUCAUGUGGCUUUACUGAGGAGUGUCCACAUGCUAGUGUGGAGUAUAUGGUCUGUGCCAACUAUGAGAUGACCGUUUGGGAACUAAGCAGGUUGCACAUUACAAAGGAAGAAACCAGGGGGAUGUUGAGGAGCCAUGGCAGGACUAUUCCUGGAUCAUUCCUGUAUUAAACUGUCAUAUGCCAAAAGAUUUGUGCUGUUGCAUCUGCCAUCAGUGUUUGACCUCUGAGGGAGAGGCAAUAAGAUAAAGCUCUGAAGCAUAAAUGGUUAUGUUUGGUCUCAUUGACUGAAUUAUAAACAGUUGUCUUGGACUUUCCCUCCCUUAAACUGACUGGUCCUCAGUAUCAUUAGUGAGAAAGAAAUGAACUGUGUGUUACCAAAUCUUUACACAGAUAAGCUGAAUGGCGGGCUUUAAAUAAUAAAGACAUACACAUGGUUGACUUGUGUAUGGGCCACUCUUGGAUUCUUGUCAUUGUAUACUUGUGUUUAGUCCAUAUUUUGUCAAAAACAAAACAAGGUGAUACACCACUUUUCAUUGAAAAGAAAAGUGUAGAGCAUGACUGAACUGCUCGUCAUCCCGGGAGUUUCCAUGUAGUGGCUACCCAGUGUGGAGAGUGAG
Pipistrellus kuhlii (Kuhl's pipistrelle) is the source of this 4737-nucleotide messenger RNA. RefSeq names its product syntaxin binding protein 5 (gene STXBP5). The transcript is spliced from 29 exons. Bases 391 to 3966 code for a protein of 1191 amino acids. Lineage: Eukaryota; Metazoa; Chordata; Mammalia; Chiroptera; Vespertilionidae. The record is from RefSeq and is a predicted model, not a curated record. Gene Ontology annotation, cellular component: cytoplasm; SNARE complex; plasma membrane. Gene Ontology annotation, molecular function: myosin II binding; GTPase activator activity; syntaxin binding. Gene Ontology annotation, biological process: regulation of exocytosis; regulation of protein secretion.